AAAUCGCCAUUUUUAUCCUCUGCUCGAUCUUUCUUUCAGGUACAAAUUAACCAUUUCUCUUUUUGAUUGAAUCCAACUGCCUUGAUUCCUAUCCUUUUGUGUUAAAUCAUGCUUUCCAUCUCAAUCCCCAAAAUUUCAGCUUUAAAUUUGUAAAAACGAUGCAAACCCUGAGUAUAUGGCCAUCAAAGACUGAAUGUUUCUUGAAUCUUGAAUCCCCCCCUCAUUUCUUGAGAAGAAAAAGUAGAAACCCUAAUGUUUUUAGGGGUUUUAGAAGUGGGUUUCGAUUUAGGGAGACUAGUGAUGAUUUGGGAUAUGGGUUUCUCUGCAGAUGUUCUAGGGUUAAUCUUUAUGUAAUUUGGGGGCCAAAGAAGCAUUCAUUUGGUUCAUCUGUUGUCCCCUUGGCUCUGGCAUUUGAAGAACAAGUAGUUGUAGGUAAAACAGAUUCAAAUUCUGCAGAUGAAUUGAUAGAUGAGGGUAAUUGUGAGGUUCUUGAUGAUGUUCAUCAAGAUGGAGUUAAAAAACCCAACGAUUUGGCCCUCGAAUCUAGCAAAAACGAUAGCGAAAACAAGGGUAAAAGAAUCAAUACACGAGCGUUAGCAUUGAGCUUACGAGCUGCAAAAACCAUAGAUGAUAUAGAAUUGGUGCUUGGAGACAAGGGUGAUCUUCCCCUUCAGGUUUACUCCACGAUGAUUCGAGGAUUAGGUAAAGAUAAACGGGUGAAUUCCGCCAUUGUUCUUGUUGAGUGGUUAAAGCUAAAGAAACAUGGUUCCGAACCUUUUGCCGGUCCAAAUCUCUUUAUCUACAACAGCCUUCUCGGCGCUGUGAAACAAGCCGAAGAAUUCGAUCACGUAGAAAAGAUCAUGAACGAUAUGGCUAUGGAGGGUAUAGCUCCGAAUGUUGUAACUUACAACACGUUAAUGGGGAUUUACUUAGCUCAAGAACGCGAAACGAAAGCUCUCGAGCUCUUUGAAGAGAUAGAGAAAAAGGGUUUAUCUCCAUCUCCGGCUUCGUAUUCUACGGCAUUGUUGGCUUACAGAAGAAUGGAAGAUGGUUUUGGAGCGCUUGAUUUCUAUAUCGAUUUUAGAAACAAGCACCGGAAUGGUGAGAUCGGGAAGGAUGAUAAGAAAGAAUAUUGGGAUCUCGAGGCUGCGAAGCUAGAGGAUUUUGUGGUUCGUAUCUGCUACCAAAUCAUGCGAAGGUGGUUAGUUCGGACCGAGAAUUCCAGCACUAACGUGCUGAAACUUCUAACAUGUAUGGAUCAGACCGGCCUGCAAAUAGACCGGUCUGGACAUGAACGGCUCAUAUGGGCUUGUACUCGUGAUGAUCACUAUACGGUUGCCAAAGAACUGUAUAAACGGAUUCGAGAAAGUGAUUCCGAAAUAAGCUUAUCCGUUUGCAACCAUGUGAUUUGGUUACUAGGGAAGGCCAAGAAAUGGUGGGCAGCUCUCGAGAUAUACGAAGAUUUGUUAGAUAAAGGACCGAAACCGAACAAUAUGUCAUACGAACUCAUAGUUUCCCAUUUCAAUUUCUUGCUAACUGCUGCUAGAAAGAAAGGGAUUUGGAAAUGGGGUGUUGGAUUACUGAACAAAAUGCAAGAAAAAGGACUGAAACCGGGGACUAAAGAGUGGAAUUCGGUUCUUAUCGCGUGUUCGAAAGCAUCCGAACCUUUGGUUGCCAUCCAAAUCUUCACGAGAAUGGUCGAAAAUGGCGAAAAGCCGACAAUUAUAUCUUAUGGGGCGCUUCUUAGUGCUUUAGAGAAGGGAAAACUGUACGAUGAAGCGCUACAGGUUUGGAAACAUAUGAUCAAAAUGGGCGUGAAGCCGAAUUCGUACGCGUAUACAAUCAUGGCUUCGGUUUAUGCAGCACAAGGGAAGUUCAAUAUAGUCGAAUCAAUAAUCCUUGAAAUGCCGGUUUCUGGGGUCGAGCUAAACGUGGUCACCUUUAACGCGAUUAUUAGUGCUUGUGCUCGAAAUAAUAUGGGUGGUCCAGCAUACGAAUGGUUUCAACGAAUGGAGGUUGAAAAAAUCGAGCCUAAUGAGGUCUCAUACGAAAUGCUGAUUGAAGCACUUGCAAAAGACGGUAAACCAAAGGUGGCGUAUGAUAUGUAUUUGAGGGCUCGGCUCGAGGGGCUGAGUUUGUCGUCCAAAGCUUAUGACACGGUGGUUGAGUCCGGGGUCGGCGGCGGUGCGAGCAUCAAUUUGAGCUUGCUGGGGCCGCGGCCACGGCCGCCGGAAAAGAAGAAAAGGGUGGAGAUUGGAAAGGAGUUGGCAGAUUUGGGUGAUGUUAGCAGUAGAGAUGCAAAUCAAGAAAAUAUGGGGACCGUAGAUGAUUAA
Messenger RNA from Cynara cardunculus var. scolymus (artichoke), 2333 nucleotides. RefSeq names its product pentatricopeptide repeat-containing protein At3g46610-like. The transcript has a single exon. The coding region runs from base 159 to 2333 and encodes 724 amino acids. The record is from RefSeq and is a predicted model, not a curated record. Gene Ontology annotation, molecular function: protein binding. Lineage: Eukaryota; Viridiplantae; Streptophyta; Magnoliopsida; Asterales; Asteraceae.